AUGCCUGAGGACGGACACAUCAAAAAGUUCAUCAACAAGAUCAGCGGCCAGCCGGAACUGUACUCCCGCAAGGCACGCUACACGUUCGGCAAGACCUUGGGCGCCGGCCUGUUUGGAAUUGUUCGUUAUGCUAGAGAUAACCAGACGGGCGAGGACGUGGCGGUCAAGAUCAUUUUGAAGAAGGCGCUCAAGAGCAAGGAGCACGAGCAGUUCAUUGUGGACGAGCUUUCCUUGCUCCAGGAGCUCAAGCACCCACACAUUGUUGGUUUUAGAGAUUGGUUUGAGUCCAAGGACAAGUUCUACUUGGUGACUCAAUUGGCUACAGGCGGUGAGUUGUUCGAUAGGAUUGUGCAGCAGGGUCGGUUUACGGAACGUGACGCGUCCGUGGUGGUGAUCCAGAUGCUUGAGGCGCUCAAGUACUUGCACGAUAGGAAUAUCGUCCACAGGGAUAUCAAGCCUGAGAAUGUGUUGUACCUCAACGAGGACGCCGAUUCCGACGUUGUGCUUGCGGAUUUCGGUAUCGCCAAGAAGCUCCAGGACCCGAAGGAAAAGCUCAUGUCGUCGGCUGGCUCUUUCGGGUACGCUGCGCCAGAAGUCAUCACCGGAACAGGUCACGGAAAGCCGUGCGAUAUCUGGUCCUUGGGUGUGGUCACCUACACCAUCUUGUGUGGCUACUCGCCCUUCAGAGCCGAAAACGUGCAAGACUUUAUCGCCGAGGUCAGGCACAACAACGCCGUGGUGUUCCACGCGGACUACUGGAGGUCUGUUUCGAAAGAUGCACGUAGAUUUAUCAUCAAGGCGCUCCAGUACGACCCGGAGCGCCGUGCCACGGCCGACUCGCUCUUGGAGGACCCCUGGCUCGUCAGCGCCAAGCAGCACAGCGAGGCCGAUUUGUUGCCCAACUUGAAGCAGAACUUCGACGCCAAGGGCAAGUUCCGCCAGGCGAUCGAGGUGGUCAAGUUGGCCAACCGCAUCAAGAAGCUCAAGGACUUGCAGACCGAGGAGGACGACGACCCCAACGAAAUCAAUCUUUUCGGCGACGGCGGGUCUGUCGUCAGCGACAGCGAGCUUCCAGACACCAAGCUGGGCGAGGCCCACGACAGUGAGGUGAAGAACAAGAGCGGAGGCCUUUUCAACUGGAAGAAGAUUAGCGAAUCGCUUGCCGAGGCUGAGGGCAAAAAGCCCAAGGACGAGGAUAAGUCGGCGCUCACGUCGAGCGCAUUCAUCCAGUUGGUCCAGGCAGCGACAGAAAACAAGGAACGAGUCACGGAGUACCAGAAGCGAGAAGACGAGGCCAAGUAG
Molecule: messenger RNA, 1302 nt
Organism: Candidozyma duobushaemuli
Lineage: Eukaryota; Fungi; Ascomycota; Pichiomycetes; Serinales; Metschnikowiaceae
Product: serine/threonine-protein kinase
Exons: 1
Coding region: 1-1302 (433 amino acids)
Biological process (GO): cellular response to oxidative stress; protein phosphorylation
Molecular function (GO): calcium/calmodulin-dependent protein kinase activity; ATP binding
Source: RefSeq, a predicted model, not a curated record